Molecule: messenger RNA, 3045 nt
Organism: Molossus molossus (Pallas's mastiff bat)
Lineage: Eukaryota; Metazoa; Chordata; Mammalia; Chiroptera; Molossidae
Gene: DLGAP2
Product: DLG associated protein 2
Exons: 12
Coding region: 127-3045 (972 amino acids)
Biological process (GO): signaling
Cellular component (GO): glutamatergic synapse; postsynaptic specialization
Molecular function (GO): molecular adaptor activity
Source: RefSeq, a predicted model, not a curated record
AGCGGGGACCUGGUCCAGCCGGGCAUCAGCUUCCCAGGGCCGGCGGAGGAGGAUCUAGACCAGCAGUACUCCUGGUCACCCACCCAGCCCUUCGAUGGAGAAAGGUUCUCCCCGGCUGCGAGGAACAUGAAAGGGUUAUCCGGGAGCCGCAACCCACCACAGCUGUGUUCCGGGCACACCUGCGGCCUAGCGCCCCCCGGCGACUGUGAGCACAUCCACCAUGGACAGGACACGCCGCAGCCCUACCUGCUCAGCCCCCUGGACAGCUGCGCCAUGGACCACCACCGCUGCUCGCCCCGCAGCUCCGUGCACUCCGAGUGCGUGAUGGUGCCGGUGGGGCUGGGCGACCACGUGUCCAGCAGCACCUUCCCCCGCAUGCACCACAGCUCCCACUGCGACGCCAGGGACGACUGCACCAUGUCCCACGCCAGCACCAAGGUCCACCGCAUCCCCGCCAACCUCCUGGACCAGUUUGAGAAGCAGCUGCCCCUGCACAGGGACGGGUUCCACACCCUGCAAUACCAGAGGACGUCCGCCGCCGAGCAGCGCGGCGAGAGCCCGGGGCGGAUCCGGCACCUCGUGCACUCCGUCCAGAAGCUGUUCACCAAGUCCCACUCUCUCGAGGGCUCCUCCAAGGGCAACGUCAACGGGACCAAGGCCGACGGCCGGGCGGAGGACCACCACGGCCACCACCCCAAGCACAGCAAGCGGAGCAAGAGCCGGGAGCGGAAGCCGGAGGCCAAGCACAAACUGGGCCUGAGCGGCUGGUGGAGCUCGGACGACAACCUGGACAGCGACAGCACCUACCGGGCCUCCAGCGUGGUCAACAGGCACCUCGUGGACCACGUGUCCCACUGCUACCCCGAGCUGCUGCCCGGCCCCUUCGGGGACCUCUCCCUGAAGACUUCCAAAAGCAACAACGACGUCAAGUGCUCGGCCUGUGAGGGCCUGGCCAUGACCCCCGACACCAAGUACAUGAAGCGGAGCUCCUGGUCCACGCUGACCGUGAGCCAGGCCAAGGAGGCUUAUCGCAAGAGCUCCCUGAACUUGGACAAGCCCCUGGUGCCCCCGGAGAUCAAGCCGUCCUUGAGGCCUUGCCAUUACCUCCAGGUGCCUCAGGACCAGUGGGCAGGGUACCCGCCCGGGGGCAAGGAGGACGAGAUCCCCUGCAGGAGGAUGAGGAGCGGCAGCUACAUCAAAGCCAUGGGCGACGAGGACAGCGGGGAGUCCGACUGCAGCCCCAAGACCUCCCCCACCGCCACGCGGCCGGAGCCCUUGCUUAAGUCCCUGAGCCAGAGGCCACUGGGCGGGCUGCAAACCCAGAGCUACCUGCAGGCGGCCAGCGACGGGCCUGCCGGCCACAGCCUGGACCCCUCCGCCAACUACGGCUCCCCGAAGUUCCGCUCCCGGAACCAGAGCUACAUGAGAGCCGUCAGCAUGCUGAGCCAGGCCAGCUGUGUGAGCCAGAUGAGCGAAGCGGAGCUCAACGGGCAGUUCGAGUCGGUGUGCGAGUCCGUCUUCAGCGAAGUCGAAUCUCAGGCCAUGGAGGCCCUGGACCUCCCCGGGUGCUUCCGGACGCGGAGUCACAGCUACCUGCGUGCCAUCCAGGCUGGCUACUCCCAGGACGACGAAUGUGUUCCCGCGCUCACCCCCUCCAACGCCGCCUCGACCAUCAGAUCCACAGCAGCUGUUUCGUAUGCAAACUACAAAAAGACGCCGCCCCCCGUGCCCCCGCGGACCACCUCCAAGCCUCUGAUCUCGGUGACGGCGCAGAGCAGCACCGAGUCCACGCAGGACGCCUACCAGGACAGCCGUGCCCAGAGGAUGUCCCCGUGGCCCCAGGACGGCCGGGGCCUGUACAACUCCACGGACAGUCUGGACAGCAACAAGGCCAUGAACCUGGCCCUGGAGACGGCGGCCGCCCAGCGCCACGCCUCAGACGGCCAGAGCGGCUUGGGGCGGACGAGCGAGCAGGCCAUCCUGGUGUCCAAGGCCGAGGAGUUCCUCCGGAGCCGGCGCCCCUCCAUCGGGAUCCAGGACUCUGACUUCCCCGAGCAUCAGCCAUGCCCAAGGUCAGAUGUGGAAACCGCCACGGACUCCGACACAGAGAGCCGCGGGCUGCGCGAGUACCACUCGGUCGGCGUGCAGGUGGAAGACGAGAAACGACACGGGCGAUUCAAGCGUUCCAACAGCGUGACGGCCGCGGUGCAGGCCGACCUGGAGCUGGAGGGCUUCCCCGGACGCGUGGCCACGGAGGACAAGGGGCUGCAGUUCGGCGCGUCCUUCCAGCGGCACUCGGAGCCCAGCACCCCCACGCAGUACGGGGCGGUGAGGACCGUGCGGACCCAGGGCCUCUUCAGCUACCGCGAGGACUACCGGGCGCCCGUGGACGCGGAGAGCCUGCCCCCGCCCGAGCCCUGGCUGGAGCCGGCCGUGGACGCGGCCGAGAGUGGGAGGGUGUCGCCCUGCCGCAGGGACGGGGCCUGGUUCCUGAGGCCGCUGCACACGGAGACGCAGCGGAUGGAGGGCUGGUGCAAAGAGAUGGAGAGGGAGGCGGAGGACAACGACCUCGCCGAGGAAAUUCUCGGUAAGAUCAGGAGCGCCGUUGGCAGUGCCCAGCUUCUGAUGUCGCAGAAAUUCCAGCAGUUCUACUGGCUUUGCCAACAGAACAUGGACCCCAGCGCCAUGCCCAGACCCACCUCCCAGGACCUGGCGGGCUACUGGGACAUGCUGCAGCUGUCCGUCGAGGACGUCAGCAUGAAGUUCGACGAGCUGCACCAGCUGAAGCUGAACAACUGGAAGAUAACAGAGUCUCCGGACAAAAAGGAAGAACGAAAGGUCCCCCCUCCAAUACCAAAGAAGCCCCCCAAAGGGAAAUUUCCGAUCACGAGAGAAAAGUCCCUGGACCUGCCGGACAGGCAGCGGCAAGAGGCCCGGAGACGCCUGCUGGCGGCCAAGCGGGCGGCGUCCUUCCGCCAGAACUCGGCCAGCGAGCGCGCGGACAGCAUCGAGAUCUACAUCCCCGAGGCCCAGACCCGGCUCUAG